AUGCAUGUGCUUGCAAUGUGUCAUGCUGUAGCCAAGACCGUGCCGCCAGCCAUCUGGAGCAGGGACGAUGUGACGAACGAAGACAGCCUCUUCACCUUCCCAAUAGCCGGGCACGAGACAGUGCGGGCCUGCCAAAGCCUGCAAAGUGAUGAGCUGGGAGCAGUGGUGUGGGACGCCGCUGUGCUUCUUUCUUGGUUCCUGUGCCAGCAGCUCGACUGCCAAGUAGGCUUCCUGACCAGAGCGGCCAGAGCGCUUGCCACGUACUGCACCACGUUUGUAAACUUGCUCCUUUCAGAACGAAGCCUUUAUCACCUUUAUCAGUGUAGAGCCUGUCCAACGGUUUGGGCAUGCACUCAAGCAACCUCAUCGAUGAAGCUAAGCCACCUUAACCUGUCAGGUUUCCAUGGGUUUGCCAGACCGCCCGCACCUGCGCAUUCUUGA
Molecule: messenger RNA, 441 nt
Organism: Symbiodinium natans
Lineage: Eukaryota; Dinophyceae; Suessiales; Symbiodiniaceae
Source: the annotation of a GenBank genome assembly